AUAACAACUGAACAAAAGGAUAUUAUAGAUAAACUUAUUAGAGUUGAUCACGCUGGUGAACUUGGCGCCAAUUGUAUCUACGCUGGACAAAUGUACGCUACAAAGAAAGCAGGUCCAGGUCGAUCGGAUGAAAUUGAAUUAGUACAACAUAUGUGGGAUCAAGAGAAGCAUCAUCUGAGUACUUUCAAUAAACUCAUUGACGACUUUAGAGUCCGGCCGACGGUUUUAUCACCCGUUUGGAUAGCAGCAGGUUGGUUUAUGGGUGCAUCUACAACAGCACUGGGUAAACAAUCCGCUAUGGCAUGCACAGAAGCUGUUGAAACUGUAAUCGGUGAACAUUAUGAUGAUCAAAUAACACAAUUAAAAAAGUUUGAACAUCUCCACCCAGAUUUAGUAAAAUUGAGAGAAACAUGUGAACAAUUUAGAGACGAUGAAUUAGAGCACCUUGAUACAGCUGUCGAUCACGGCGCUCAACAAGCACCAGCACACGCUUUACUAAGCGCAGUGAUAGGUUCUGCAUGUAAAUUUGGUGUAUGGGCUGCCGAAAAA
Molecule: messenger RNA, 549 nt
Organism: Wallemia mellicola CBS 633.66
Lineage: Eukaryota; Fungi; Basidiomycota; Wallemiomycetes; Wallemiales; Wallemiaceae
Product: ubiquinone biosynthesis protein COQ7
Exons: 2
Biological process (GO): ubiquinone biosynthetic process
Cellular component (GO): mitochondrial inner membrane
Molecular function (GO): 3-demethoxyubiquinol 3-hydroxylase activity
Source: RefSeq, a predicted model, not a curated record